UCCCCGCUCAACUCAGCGACCCUCAAACACACGGAGGCCGAAUUUAGGGACCGCCGCUAACUCAUAGGGACAUUCUCUGGCUCCUAGGGACCUGCUCUACCUCCUAGGGACCUUCUCUAACUCAUAGGGACCUUCGCUAUCUCCUAGGGACCGUCGCAAACUCCCCUAUCUCCUAGGGACCUUCUCUAACUCCUAGGGACCUUCCCUAUCUCCUCGGAACCUGCUCUAAAUCCUAGGGACCGUCUCUAACUUCCAGCAACCUUCUGAAACGUAUAACUGUCACCUUUAGAGGACGUCGGAGUAGCUUUCCGUUACAAAACCUCCGUUGACAUCUCCAGGUUCGUCUCCACUGAGCGGGAUCUUCUCGGCCCGUUAGUCUAUUCCAGAUUAACCGACCUCCACCCACCUCCAGCCACUUCCACCGGCAUGGAGCUGUCGGACCUCUCCUUCCCCGUGGGCUCGGCGGAGGACUUCUACGACGACCCCUGCUUCAACACCAGCGACAUGCACUUCUUCGACGACCUGGACCCGCGCCUCGCCCCGGCGCACGUGGGCCUCGCAAAGCCCGACGACUCCCGCCACCAUCACCACCACCACCUCCUCCACCUGCAGCACGAGGAAGAGGAGGACGACGACGACGACGAUGAGGACGGGGACGGGGAUGGGGACGGGCACGUGCGCGCCCCCGGGGGGCACCACGGCGCCGGCAGGUGUCUGCUGUGGGCGUGCAAGGCAUGCAAGCGGAAGACCACCAGCGCAGACCGGCGGAAGGCGGCCACGAUGCGCGAGCGGCGGCGGCUGGGGAAGGUGAACGAUGCGUUCGAGACCCUGAAGCGGUGCACCUCCUCCAACCCCACCCAGCGGUUGCCAAAGGUGGAGAUCCUCCGCAAUGCCAUCAGCUACAUCGAGUCCCUGCAGUCGCUGCUGCGGGGUCCCGGGGAGGAGGGCUAUUACUACCCCGGGGCCGCGGGGCCCUACAGCGGGGACGACUCGGACCUUGGCUCCACCGACCUCGGCUCCAGCCCCCGGUCCAACUGCUCGGAUGGCAUGAUGGAUUUCAGCGGCCCGUCAUACCAGGUUCAGGCCGCCCGGAGGACCACUUACGACAGAAGCUUCACCGACUCACCCGCCGCUCCGCGGCAGAAGGGGCGUGGCUCCGUGGCCUCCAGCCUCGCCUGCCUCUCCAGCAUCGUCCAGAGGAUCUCCACCGAGACCCCCGCCGCGGCCGGGCCCUGCUCGCCCCUACCAGAGGCGUCUGGCCCUGGGGAGGCCCCCACGCCAGCCCCCGGCCGCGGGCCCGACCUCAGCCUUGUUUACCAGGCCUUAUGAACGGCCUCGAACCAACGAGCCCCGACACAAUAACUUUCCACCGGAUAACCCCGUGAGCCGGAGGGGAGCCCCUUAUGUCUUGAAGGACCAGAGUCAGAAAAGGACCAGAGUCAGACAGGGAACAGAGUGAGACCGGGACCAGAGUGAGACCGGGACCAGAGUGAGACCGGGACACCCUCUCUCCUGGACGCUGUAUCGAACUCUCCAGCGUUUUAUUCUCUCGGUUCACGGAGGGCCACGUCUGUACAUAUUGUUGUAGAUAAGAGCAGUUAUGCUAUGAGGAGUGAAUAUUAUUAUAAUUAUAUAAUUAUAUAAUUAUGAUUAUAACUAUUAUUAUUAUUAUUAUUAUUAUUAUUAUUAUUAUUAUUAUUAUUAUUAUUAUCAUCAUCAUUAUUAUUAUCAUAAGGCUAUUGUUAUCACAUUGUUUUAUAUUAUUUGUGUCAACAUUUGUAUUAAUAUUAUUUAAGUAUUUAAUGUUCCACGUCUUGACGUGCUGUUUGAGAUCAACUUUAUAUUUAUACUUGACGA
Molecule: messenger RNA, 1857 nt
Organism: Gadus chalcogrammus (walleye pollock)
Lineage: Eukaryota; Metazoa; Chordata; Actinopteri; Gadiformes; Gadidae
Product: myoblast determination protein 1 homolog
Exons: 3
Coding region: 427-1329 (300 amino acids)
Biological process (GO): muscle organ development; positive regulation of myoblast differentiation; regulation of transcription by RNA polymerase II
Molecular function (GO): DNA-binding transcription factor activity, RNA polymerase II-specific; protein dimerization activity; RNA polymerase II cis-regulatory region sequence-specific DNA binding
Source: RefSeq, a predicted model, not a curated record